AUGACUACGCAGCUGUCCCCGACAGUUCGGUCUGUAAAGAACACUGUUGUUUCAGUUCUCGAUGUCUUGUUCUCUGCAGGCCCUUUCUGUAACCGUACGUGGGACGGUUGGAUGUGUUGGGACGACUCUCCGCCCGGGACUUCCAUGCAGAUGUGUCCUUCGUACUUUAUAGACUUUGACCCCAGUGAAACAGUUACCAAAAUUUGCAAUCCUGAUGGCCAGUGGUUCCACCAUCCAGAGAGUAAGAGAGUCUGGAGCAACUACACACUGUGUUCUGCCCACAGUAAAGAUAAACUCAAGUUUACACUCAGUCUCUAUUACCUGGCUAUGGCUGGUCAUGGUAUAUCCAUCGUUUCUUUAAUCGUCAGUUUGGUCAUCUUCUCCUAUUUAAAAAGUCUUAGCUGUCAGAGGAUCUCUCUCCACAAAAACAUGUUCAUCUCUUUCAUCUUUAACUCUGUGUUUACCAUGGGGUGGCUUUCAAUGACCUCCUGUGGUAGUCAAACCAUAAGUGCCAUCAACCCUGUCAGCUGCAAGAUUCUAGCUACGUUAGUUCAGUAUACCGCUACCUCCAACUACUUCUGGAUGCUGUGUGAGGGCAUCUAUCUCCACACACUUAUCAUAGUGGCCGUCUUUGUGGGGGAGCAGCAGCUGUUUUGGUACUAUGUCCUGGGAUGGGUUUUUCCCAUCUUUCCUGCCAUUACAUAUGCUCUUGCUCGUGGAUUCUACUUUAAUGACACGUGUUGGAUCAGUGCAAACUCCCACCUCGUCUACAUCAUUCAUGGGCCCAUUCAUGCUGCACUCUUUGUAAACCUUUUCUUUCUCCUGAACGUCAUCCGAGUCCUCAUCACCAAGCUGAGGAAGACGCACUGCGCUGAGUCUACUGCCUACAUGAAGGCGGUGAGGGCCACGCUCAUCCUGAUCCCUCUGCUGGGAGUCCAAUACAUCCUCAUGCCCUGGAUCCCAGACAUAUAUGACAAACAAGUCAUUUACAUCUUUGUGUCUGUCCUUUCCAACUUCCAGGGACUCCUUGUGUCAAUUAUUCUCUGUUUCUGCAAUGCAGAGGCCCAAACAGCCCUGCGCAGGAAGUGGGUUCAGUGGAAGAUUGCCUGGGGGAAAACAGGUUUGGGAGAAACUCCGUUCGUCAGCCAUCACUUCAACUGUCACACAACCUCCUCCAUCGUGGAGACCAGCCGUGCUACUUGCAGCGCCGAGGUCCCCGCCGAGGUGCCGUCUCACCGACAGACGGAAACCUGUCACCUCAUGCCUGUGGGGCAGCAAGAGUCAGGAUAAGGAUGCACAAACCAAGACCUGACCUCCAACCUCUGAAGCAGCAGAGAUAACUUCUGUGGUGUCCAACAACUAAAGCAUCCAACAUCUGAAAAAAAGAAACUAAAAACUCAUUUACAAAGUAAAUGGAAAGUGAUUGCUUUGUAUGUACAUAAAUGAUAUUGUAUGAACAACCUGAUAUUUUUACACCAGUCAAGGACUUGUAGGAAGACAUAUGUUUAUUAUUGUGCCAUUGCAUUGUUUCUGUGCAUUUUAAUAGGCAGUGCAUCAUAUUUUUUUUCCUUCUUGUUUUCAACUAAAGUUUCUUUUAUACUCCACUUGGUGGAGUUGAAAAUGCUACUGCAAAAGAUUGUGCAUUCUGUGGCCUUAUGGAGCUUUUACACUGUGAAUAGUUCAGUAUUCUGAAUAAUUCAGUAUUCUGAACUAUUCACAUUUUCCUAUGUUAUAUCCCGAAUCCUCAGUGAAUUUUAUGUGAUGGAUCAGUACAAAGUAGUCCAUAAUUGUGUAUAAAACACAUCAAACUGUGAAGUUGCAACAUGAAAAAAUGUGAAAAUGUUCAAGGGAAUACAAAAGUCCCAUUUUUAUCACAAGGUAUUUUCACGUCAAAGAAUGCUCUGCUUUCUAUGAUAGCUGUGAAAAACAACCUGGAUGGCAACUUGAAAACGUCCAGCUCAGACCUGUAACUCACAAAAAAGUUAGAGACCUUACUGCCACAACACACAUACACACAUACACGCACAAAAAUUCAUGUCUUUCAAGGAGACUAGAGUUACACAGAUCAGAAAUUGGUGGCUGGUUCCGAAUUUCACUUUGUGAAGUUGUCUACAUCCAUUUAGCUUUUUACAAUUCCCUUUUAAAAUCUGUAACACAUUAAUAUAUAAGAGCUUCAUCUUGCUGCCAGAAGCAAUAAUCAGCUACUUAUAUUAGUGAGGCUACUGCACAAGAAUGUUAGUUAUUAGCAUGGUUAGCACAGCUAGCAUUGCUAAAAUAACAGUCUCUAAAGAAUUUGGAUUCUUGCCUUAACUUUCCCUUAAGAUUUCUUAAAUCUGCAACUUUUUCAAAUCCAGCUUGUUGCUCACAUUUUGAAAGCUCAAAAAGAUAAGACAACUAUGCUGUUCUCGGUUUAGCCUUCCUGUAUUAGCUUUAAAUCUUGCCCUCUUACUCACAGCCUGACCUAACUAAAUCUUUCUAGAUUGUUUUUUGAAAAUAGAGCUUUAUUUCAAAUAGCUUAUAUACAUCUCUGUGUUUCCUUUAGCUUCAUGGUAAACACCCCACUGGUAAUAAAAAUAGCUAACCGCUCAGCUUCAGCGUCCACAUCACAGUGUUAUUAGCACAAGCCUGGUAAUGAUAAGCAUGGUGUGUUCACUGAUUGAAAACACACACAAAAAAAACUGGCUGGUCACCUGCCAGGGUCUUCAGACAAUUCUGAAUUCCUCAGCAUCAGCUAAUUUAUCUCUGCCCUUCUAAAAGAAACCCAAAUUAUCAUUGUAAGGUACCCAAUAAAGCACUAUGUUAGGUUUAGUCUUAGUUUCACGGUUGAAAACUCUAAACUUUGAAUGAGGCAUUUCUUAAGUACUUCUUGUUUUUGUGUCUUAUUGAAACACAGUUGAGUGAAAUUUGUUUUUAACUGUCUAACCAGCUCCCUGGACUUUUGGUAAUUUUUUUUCAAAAGCUUAGUGCACCUUUUCUCAUAUCUGCUUAGUUGUAAAUUGGAUAUUUUUUUUUUAUCUGAAGCCUUUAGUUUGGACAGCAAACUGAGUAAUAAAAGCCAAUUUUUACCGUAAACUGAGACAGUUUAGUCUUGAUUUGGUAUGUGAGUCAAGUUGAACUUUUAACUGAAUUUGUUUACAAGCAGGCUUUGUUGUCAAACACAAUAACUCUGGUUCAUAACAUAUCCAGGAAUACUGUAGCUUGUGUUAAAGUGCAAUCCCACAAUACAUGCUUGAUUUGCCAACACCUACAGUUUAUAUAAUGUCAUAAAUUUUUCUGUAUUGGCGUAAAAAUCUUAAUUUGAUGCAAAUCUUAUUCUAAAAAUAAACCUUACAGCAUUUUUGUCAGUAUAUAGUUUUUUCUUUUUAAAUUUUUACUUUAGUCAGCAUUGCAAGGUUCAUGCAUAUUUGUUGUUACAAUAUUUCAGAUGCCUUUAAAUGUUACUAUUGUUUUUAUUUUUACUGGUUUGUAUGUUUGCUGCAAAAUAUUUUUGUACAAAUCCAAAAAAAUAUAAAAUUUUGUGUCACCUGUGGAGUUUUAUUUUCAUACAUUUUCCAUGCUUCAUGUUGUACUACUACCCUUUACAGACAUUAUUGUAAAACUACAGAAGUUUUAACAAGUUUGCUGUCAUUGCAAGCCAGAUGCAUAAGCAGUUAGCAUAAAAUCAAAUCUUUCCACUUUACAUACAGCAGAGAGCACAGAUGGGGUAUAGCACAUCAGCUGGGAACAUAAGUGCUGUGUGACACAGUGUAUCAGGUCAACAUUCCAAAAUAAAAAAUAACAUCCAAAGAAAUGUAUCACAUUGCUGCUGUUUAUAUUUUAAAACUGUCAAUGUGUGGAAAUAAAGUUCUUGAUACAUGGA
Messenger RNA from Poecilia latipinna (sailfin molly), 3859 nucleotides. It is a transcript of the gene calcrl2, whose product is annotated as calcitonin receptor-like 2. The transcript has 11 exons. The record is from RefSeq and is a predicted model, not a curated record. Bases 1 to 1290 code for a protein of 429 amino acids. Gene Ontology annotation, molecular function: calcitonin gene-related peptide receptor activity; adrenomedullin receptor activity; calcitonin receptor activity. NCBI's taxonomy places the organism in Eukaryota, Metazoa, Chordata, Actinopteri, Cyprinodontiformes, Poeciliidae. Gene Ontology annotation, cellular component: plasma membrane. Gene Ontology annotation, biological process: adenylate cyclase-activating G protein-coupled receptor signaling pathway; angiogenesis; cell surface receptor signaling pathway.